Molecule: messenger RNA, 1956 nt
Organism: Quercus robur (English oak)
Lineage: Eukaryota; Viridiplantae; Streptophyta; Magnoliopsida; Fagales; Fagaceae
Product: cysteine-rich receptor-like protein kinase 44
Exons: 7
Coding region: 1-1956 (651 amino acids)
Biological process (GO): protein phosphorylation
Molecular function (GO): ATP binding; protein kinase activity
Source: RefSeq, a predicted model, not a curated record
AUGAAAAUGGCCUGUUCCAAACUACAAAUUUUCUUCUAUUUUGCUCUCAUUCAUCUUGUUAUUCCCACGGCUGCCCGUACUAUCUGUUAUGACACUGGUAACUACACCAGUAACAGUACCUACAGGGCCAACCUCGAUGGCCUCCUGACCUCCAUCAUUAACAACACCAAAAUCGAUUAUGGGUUUUACAAUUUCUCUGCUGGUGAAUCUCCGGACAAAGUAUAUGCGAUUGCACUUUGUACUGGAGACGCUUCGCCCAGCGAAUGCAGUAGUUGUAUCAAUGAGUCAAGAUACUACCUACUGCAAGCCUGUCCAAACCAAAAGGAGGCUAUCUAUUGGGCUUGGCACAAAAAAUGUUUAAUUCGAUACUCAAACAGAUCCAUAUUUAAUAAAUUGGAAACUGACCCUAAAGAUGCCUCUUACAGAGUAGACUACGCCAUAGAUGUAGGAGCUUUCAACAGCGUGCUAAGACCCUUGUUAGAUAGCCUAAGAAAACGUGCUGCAAAAGGAAACUCUACUCGCAAGUUUGCUCUACAGAGUGUGCCUGCCCCAGACUGGCAAACCAUAUAUUCACUUCUGCAGUGCACCCCUGAUUUGAGCGAGCUGGAAUGCAACACUUGCCUGCAGGAUCUUCAGGAUUAUACUGCAUCACUUUUUAAUGGAAGGCAAGGAGGAAUAUUUUUAGCACCCAGCUGCGUACUAAGGUAUGAGACAUACAAUUUUUAUAACCCUUCUGCUGAGACAACAUCAUCACCGCCACCGGAAUUGCCGGCAAGUACACCAGGAAAGGAAAGUAACUCAUCUCGAACUGUAAUCAUUGUAGUAGUGACUGCUAUUGCUUCUGCUGUACUAAUCAUCUCUAUCAGCAUCUGCAUUUAUUUAAGAGCGAGGAUCCCAGUGGAUAAAGCUGAAAUUGAUACUGAUGAUCAAAUUAGUGUUGUUGAAUGCGUGCAAUUUGACUUUGGCAAAAUCAGAGUUGCUACACAGAACUUCUCUGAUGCUAAUAAGCUUGGAGAGGGUGGAUUUGGUGCUGUUUACAAGGGUAUGUUUCCAAACAGACAAGAAAUAGCUGUGAAAAGGUUAUCCAAAAAUUCAUCACAAGGAGAAAUAGAGUUUAAGAAUGAGGUCAUGUUAGUUGCUAGGUUACAACACCGUCAUCUUGUAAGACUCUUAGGAUUCUGCUUGGAAGGAGAUGAGAGGCUUUUAGUCUAUGAGUUUUUGCCAAAUGCAAGCCUCGACCGCUUCAUAUUUGAUCCCAUCAAGCGUGCACAAUUGAAUUGGGAAAAGCGAUACAAAAUUAUAGAGGGUAUUGCUCGAGGACUUCUUUACCUUCAUGAAGAUUCACAACUUCGUAUUAUUCAUCGAGAUCUCAAAGCUAGUAACAUUCUACUAGAUGCCUAUAUGAACCCCAAGAUAUCCGAUUUUGGUAUGGCGAGAUUAUUUCAAUUAGAUCAAACUCAAGGCAACACAAAUAAAAUUGCGGGGACCAUUGGAUACAUGCCUCCAGAGUAUGUGUUACAUGGAAAGUUUUCAGUGAAGUCCGAUGUCUUUAGCUUUGGUGUACUAGUUCUGGAGAUAGUGACUGGACAGAAAAUUCAUACUUUUCGUGGUGAAGACAGUGGAGAAGGCCUUCUAAAUUAUGCCUGGAAAAAAUGGAAGGACGGGACAACUUCUAAUCUUGUAGAUCCUAUAUUACGCACUGAUUCAACAAUUGAAAUGAUGAGAUGCAUCCAUAUUGGGUUACUUUGCGUUCAAGAAAAUGUGGUUAAUAGACCAACCAUGGCUUCAGUUGUUCUCAUGCUUAAUAGUGAAUCUAUGACUCUAUCAAUACCCUCAAGACCUGCAUUUGUGAUGGACAGCCACACUAGAUCAAGCAUGGGGUCAGCACCAUCCAGAAGUAGCCCUGUCCAAGCCUCAGUAAAUAAUGUUUCAAUUACUGAAUUAGACCCUAGGUAG